This is a messenger RNA of Coniosporium apollinis CBS 100218, 3096 nucleotides long. RefSeq names its product elongation factor EF-2. The transcript is spliced from 4 exons. Gene Ontology annotation, biological process: cytosolic ribosome assembly. Gene Ontology annotation, molecular function: GTPase activity; ribosome binding; GTP binding. NCBI's taxonomy places the organism in Eukaryota, Fungi, Ascomycota, Dothideomycetes. Bases 1 to 3096 code for a protein of 1031 amino acids. Gene Ontology annotation, cellular component: cytosol; ribonucleoprotein complex. The record is from RefSeq and is a predicted model, not a curated record.
AUGGAGUCGUCCGCCAUAUCCUUGUACUUCUCUCUCUUGCGAAGAAACGCGCCGGAAGCUCAGCCUGAACAAGAGGAACACCUGAUCAAUCUGAUAGACUCCCCAGGCCAUAUCGACUUCAGCUACGAAGUUUCUACGGCAUCGCGGCUAUGCGAUGGAGCCGUUGUGCUCGUCGAUGCUGUCGAGGGCGUCUGCAGUCAGACUGUCACGGUGCUUCGGCAAACCUGGAUAGAAAAGCUUAAGCCCAUACUCGUGAUCAACAAGAUGGACCGCCUGGUAACCGAGCUGAGGAUGAGCCCUGCAGAGGCGUAUUCACAUCUAAGUAAGCUACUAGAGCAAGUCAACGCUGUCAUGGGCAGCUUUUUCCAAGGUGAGCGUAUGGAAGACGACCUGAGAUGGCGCGAGCGAGUCGAGGAGCGAGUCACCGCAGCUGCGGCAGCCAAAUCGGAUGGUAGCGCUGCGUCGAGUGCGAACGCUUCGGUUCCCGAAGAUGCAAAUGGCGUCGCAACGAACGGCACAGCGGCAGAUUUUGAGGAAAAGGACGACGAGGAUAUCUACUUCGCUCCUGAGAACAACAAUGUGAUUUUCAGCAGCGCUGUUGAUGGCUGGGCCUUCACUGUCAAGCAGUUCGCCGGUCUGUAUGAGAAGAAGCUCGGCAUCAAACGCUCAGUCCUUGAGAAGGUGCUCUGGGGCGACUUCUAUCUGGACCCCAAAACCAAAAGAGUGCUGGGCUCGAAACAUCUAAAGGGCAGGGCACUGAAGCCUAUGUUCGUCCAACUGGUGCUUGAGAAUAUCUGGGCAGUCUACGAAGCUACUACUGGUGGUAACAAAGGGAAGGGAGAUCCCGCCAUGGUUGAGAAGAUCACCAAAUCACUUGGUUUGAAUUUGCCACCACACAUCCUUCGCUCUCGAGAUCCUCGGGCCCUUCUAAUGGCACUCUUCGCCGCAUGGCUGCCCCUAUCGACGGCGGUUCUGGUUUCCGUCAUCGAGCAUCUACCAUCGCCUCCAGUCGCCCAAGCAGCUAGGAUGGAGAGCAUCAUCAAAGAGUCGCCUGGUGGUGAUCACGUCGACCCUCGAAUCAAGAACGCCAUGCUCCACUCCAAGAGCGACCCGGACGAGCCCACAGUGGCCUACGUCAGCAAGAUGGUCUCCGUGCCCGAAAGCGAGCUCCCAGAAAACAAGCGGCGCUCCGGCGGCACCCUCAGCGCAGAAGAAGCGCGCGAUCUGGCCCGCAAAAAGCGAGCCGAGAUAGCAAAAGCCCAGGCAGAGACGAAUGGCGAUAUCGCGAACGUCACUGAAGCUUUCAGUAAUGCAGUUAUCGGUGAGAAUGGGCCUGAGACCGGAGAGGGAGAGCAGACGGAGAAAGAGAAUCCGGAACACCUGAUUGGCUUCGCGCGUAUCUAUGCUGGCACGCUCAGUGUUGGCGAUGAGGUCUACGUACUGCCUCCGAAGUUUUCGCCUGCAAACCCACACGCGCAUCCGGAGCCGCGGAAGGUGACGAUUACGGCACUGUACCUCCUGAUGGGCCGCGGCCUGGAGCCAUUGACCACAGUACCCGCAGGCGUCGUCUUCGGCGUCGGCGGUCUGGCAGGCCACGUGCUAAAAUCUGGGACGCUCUGCAGCCAGCUCGAAGGCGGCAUCAAUCUCGCAGGCGUCAACAUGGGCACCCAACCCAUCGUCCGCGUAGCGCUGGAGCCGGAGAACCCAGCUGACCUGGGCAAAAUGAUCGCCGGCCUCCGCCUGCUGCAGCAAAGCGAUCCAUGCGCUGAGUACGAGGUACUAGAGAGUGGUGAACAUGUCAUACUGACGGCUGGCGAACUGCACCUUGAGCGGUGUCUCAAGGAUCUCAGGGAGCGGUUCGCGCGCUGCGAGAUCCAGGCCGGUGAACCGAUCGUGCCGUAUCGAGAGAGCAUCGUCAGUGCGCCGGAGAUGAAUCCUCCGAGGGAUAAGGAUCUGCCGCGCGGUACGGUCGUUGGCGUUACGACGUCGAAGCAGGUCACUGUCAGGUUGAGGGUCCGGCCCUUGCCGGCGCCUGUUACCGAGUUCCUCAGUAAGAAUACCGCAGCGAUCAAAAAGCUCUACUCGGAGACCCGAGCGGAAGAGGAGGGGCAGAGGAGCGAGGACACGCCGCAGAGUAUACCACAUGAUCAGGCCGCCGAGCAUGACCGUCUUGAAGACGCCGGAGUCGUGGAGACGGGGGUUCUGUUGUCGUUGGCGGACUUCAAGAAGGAACUGAAGGAUGCGUUCAACGAGGCGAAGGGUGAUAAGGAGGCAUGGGCCGACGUCAUUGAGCACAUUGCGGCUUUUGGUCCCAGGAGAGUUGGGCCGAACUUGUUGGUUGAUAUUACGCCAGGUGGCUGCUGUGGAAGAGCGCUACGAGAUGCAUCAAACGAGCAGCCUACAGAAGACUCGGCGGAUACAACGUCAGCAGAUACACUGACGGCAAGAGAUUUCGCCGAUAAGAUCGUCUAUGCGUUUCAGCUUGCCACAGCGCAGGGUCCGCUCUGUGCCGAGCCGGUUCAAGGCAUAGCCGUCUUCCUGGAAGACGUGUCUAUCAACAUGCACGCAGAGGAGGAAAGCAACCCGCGCGAAAAGCUUGGACGGCUCACCGGCGAGGUCAUCAAGACAGUCCGCGACUCCAUACGGCAAGGUUUCUUGGACUGGAGCCCGCGGAUGCUGCUGGCGAUGUACAGCUGCGAGAUCCAAGCAUCAACCGAAGUCCUCGGCCGCGUCUACGGCGUCAUAACUCGGCGCCGCGGCCGCAUCCUCUCCGAGAGCAUGAAGGAAGGCACGCCCUUCUUCACCAUCGUCUCCGUGCUGCCCGUCGCCGAGUCCUUCGGCUUCAGCGACGAGAUCAGGAAGCGCACGUCCGGCGCCGCGCAGCCGCAGCUCGUCUUCCAGGGCUUCGAGAUGCUGGACGAGGACCCCUUCUGGGUGCCAUUCACGGAGGAGGACCUUGAGGAUCUGGGCGAGCUGGCGGACAGGGAGAACGUGGCCAAGAAGUAUAUGGACGGGGUGAGGAAGAGGAAGGGGAUGUUUAUCCAGGGGAGGAAGUUGGUGGAGAAUGCGGAGAAGCAGAAGACGCUGAAGAGGUAG